CUCCUCCCCCACGCCCCCUUCCUCUCGCCUUCCUCCUUGACGCCGCCGCCGCCCGCUGCGUGGGUCGCGGUCGCUCACUCCUCUUAAAGCGCGGCCUCGCCCAAACCCUACCUUGGAAACCCUUUCACGCCACGGGCCCCCCCAAUUCCGCCUCUCGCGAUGUCGCUCGAGAUCCACGAGGAGGAUGGUGGCGCGUCUGGUGCUCGCCCCGCGAAGGUGAUGUCUGUUUCGGGGAGCGGGAAGCGGGGGCGGUACGUGCGGCAGGUGACGGGGCGGCACAACGACACCGACCUCCACGUGGCGGCGCGGGGCGGGGACGCCGCGGCACUGCGGCGGGCGCUGCGCGAGGCCGCGGCGGCCGUGGCGACGGAGGAGGGGCCGGAGGAGCUCGAGGCGGCGCGGCGCGCGGUGGCCGCGGAGCCGAACGAGGCCGGGGAGACGCCGCUCGUCGCCGCGGCGGAGAGGGGGCACCUCGAGGUGGUGGUGGAGCUGCUCCGGCACCUGGACGCCGAGGGGCUGGCGGCAAAGAAUAGGUCGGGUUACGACGCGCUGCACGUCGCGGCGAGGGAAGGGCGUCGUGCUGUUGUGCAGGAAAUGUUACUUCAUGACAGGAUGCUUGCCAAGACAUUUGGUCCUGGAAAUACUACCCCGCUUAUAUCAGCAGCUAUGAGGGGCCAUAUCGAAGUUGUUGAACUGUUGUUGGAACAAGAUGACUUUGGAUUGGUGGAAAUGGCCAGAGACAAUGGAAAAAAUGCCUUACAUUUCGCUGCUCGACAGGGACAUGUUGGAAUUGUCAAAGCAUUACUUGAGAAAGAUCCUCAGCUAGCAAGAAGAAAUGACAAGAAAGGUCAAACUGCUCUUCAUAUGGCCGUAAAGGGAACAAGCUGUGAUGUUCUUAGAGCCUUAGUGGAUGCUGAUCCAGCAAUUGUAAUGCUGCCAGAUAAAAAUGGGAACACGGCUUUGCAUGUCGCAACAAGAAAAAAGCGAGCAGAGAUAGUUAGUGUUCUUUUGCGGCUACCAGAUACCCAUGUCAAUGCACUGACCAGAGACCACAAGACUGCAUAUGAUAUAGCUGAAGGGUUGCCGGUAUGUGAAGAGUCUUGCGAAAUUAAGGAUAUUUUAACUCAGCAUGGUGCACUCAGAUCUAGGGAGCUGAAUCAGCCUCGAGAUGAGCUGCGGAAGACAGUGACAGAGAUAAAGAAAGAUGUCCACACACAACUGGAGCAAACGAGAAAAACCAACAAAAAUGUUCAUGGCAUUGCUAAAGAACUCAGGAAGUUGCACAGAGAAGGCAUCAACAAUGCUACCAACUCUGUAACUGUUGUUGCUGUGCUGUUUGCAACAGUUGCUUUUGCAGCUAUAUUCACAGUACCUGGUGGAAAUGCCGACAAUGGACUUGCAGUUGUUGUUCAGGCUACCUCCUUUAAGAUUUUCUUCAUCUUCAAUGCUGUAGCUCUAUUUACAUCAUUGGCGGUAGUCGUAGUUCAAAUAACAGUUGUCAGGGGAGAAACCACGUCUGAACGAAGGGUUGUUGAGGUGAUCAACAAGCUUAUGUGGAUAGCCUCAGUUUGCACUACGAUUUCUUUCAUUGCCUCCUGCUAUAUUGUGCUAGGCCGCCACUUCCAGUGGGCAGCAAUACUGGUAUCUCUGAUAGGUGGUGUCACAAUGGCUGGUGUACUUGGUACAAUGACAUACUAUGUGGUGAAAUCAAAACGUAUACGGAAGAUUAGAAAAAAGGAGAAGAUGUCAAGAAGAAGUGGCUCAAGCUCCUGGUAUGACAAUACUGAGCUCUCAGAUACUGAACUGAACCCAGUAUAUGCCUUGUAAAGAGAAAGGGUGUCUAGACUUUGUCUGUCUCCAGGUUCGAGUAUGUACUCACUAACAGAUACAGUAGCUUACAUCAUUUGUUGAUUGUACAAUUUCUUUUGUAACAAAAAAUACCACACAGAACUUGCCAUUGUGCGAGGCUCCUGCAAUUGAAGAAUUUGAUGGCACCAAAUGUGCUCAAUCUA
Molecule: messenger RNA, 2012 nt
Organism: Setaria italica (foxtail millet)
Lineage: Eukaryota; Viridiplantae; Streptophyta; Magnoliopsida; Poales; Poaceae
Product: ankyrin repeat-containing protein NPR4
Exons: 4
Coding region: 160-1827 (555 amino acids)
Cellular component (GO): plasma membrane
Molecular function (GO): protein phosphatase regulator activity; protein phosphatase 1 binding
Source: RefSeq, a predicted model, not a curated record